AUGUCUGCUCCCGCCCACAAGUUCAAGGUCGCUGACCUUUCUCUGGCCGCCUUUGGCCGCAAGGAGAUUGAGCUCGCUGAGAAUGAGAUGCCCGGUCUCAUGCAGACCCGAGCCAAGUAUGCUGCCGACCAGCCUCUCGCCGGUGCCCGCAUUGCUGGCUGCCUUCACAUGACCAUCCAGACCGCCGUCCUCAUCGAGACCCUCACUUCUCUCGGUGCUGAGGUUACCUGGACCAGCUGCAACAUCUUCAGCACCCAGGACCACGCUGCUGCUGCCAUUGCCGCCGCUGGUGUCCCCGUCUUCGCCUGGAAGGGUGAGACCGAGGAGGAGUACAACUGGUGCCUCGAGCAGCAGCUCACUGCCUUCAAGGACAACAAGAAGCUCAACCUCAUCCUCGACGACGGUGGUGACCUUACCACCCUUGUCCACCAGAAGUACCCUGAGAUGCUCAAGGACUGCUUCGGUGUCUCUGAGGAGACCACCACCGGUGUCCACCACCUUUACCGCAUGCUCAAGGAUGGCAAGCUCCUUGUCCCCGCCAUCAACGUCAACGACUCCGUCACCAAGUCCAAGUUCGACAACCUUUACGGCUGCCGUGAGUCCCUUGUCGACGGUAUCAAGCGUGCUACCGAUGUCAUGAUUGCUGGCAAGGUCGCCGUCGUUGCCGGUUUCGGUGAUGUCGGUAAGGGUUGCGCCAUGGCCCUCCACGGCAUGGGUGCCCGCGUCCUCGUCACUGAGAUUGACCCCAUCAACGCUCUCCAGGCUGCUAUGGCCGGUUACCAAGUCACCACCAUGGAGAAGGCUGCCAAGGUUGGCCAAAUCUUCGUCACCACCACCGGAUGCCGUGAUAUCCUCACUGGUGAGCACUUCGAGGCUAUGCCCAACGACGCCAUCGUCUGCAACAUUGGUCAUUUCGAUAUCGAGAUUGACGUUGCUUGGCUCAAGGCCAACGCCAGCUCUGUCCAGAACAUCAAGCCCCAGGUUGACCGUUUCCUCAUGCCCAACGGCCGUCACAUCAUCCUCCUUGCUGAGGGUCGUCUUGUCAACCUUGGCUGUGCUACUGGCCACUCUUCUUUCGUUAUGUCUUGCUCUUUCACCAACCAGGUCCUUGCCCAGAUCAUGCUGUACAAGGCCGCCGACAAGGCGUGGGGUGAGAAGUACGUCGAGUUCGCCAAGACCGACAAGCUCGACGUUGGUGUCUACGUCCUCCCUAAGAUUCUCGAUGAGGAGGUCGCCCGUCUCCACCUUGACCACUGCCAGGCUGAGCUCAGCACCCUCAGCAAGGUCCAGGCUGAGUACCUCGGCCUCACCGUCGAGGGUCCCUUCAAGGCCGAUAUCUACCGCUACUAA
Fusarium subglutinans is the source of this 1350-nucleotide messenger RNA. RefSeq names its product adenosylhomocysteinase. The coding region runs from base 1 to 1350 and encodes 449 amino acids. Gene Ontology annotation, biological process: L-methionine cycle. The transcript is spliced from 2 exons. Gene Ontology annotation, molecular function: adenosylhomocysteinase activity. Lineage: Eukaryota; Fungi; Ascomycota; Sordariomycetes; Hypocreales; Nectriaceae. The record is from RefSeq and is a predicted model, not a curated record. Gene Ontology annotation, cellular component: cytosol.